Messenger RNA from Rhea pennata, 6478 nucleotides. It is a transcript of the gene ROBO1, whose product is annotated as roundabout guidance receptor 1. NCBI's taxonomy places the organism in Eukaryota, Metazoa, Chordata, Aves, Rheiformes, Rheidae. The coding region runs from base 9 to 4817 and encodes 1602 amino acids. Gene Ontology annotation, biological process: homophilic cell-cell adhesion; synapse organization; axon midline choice point recognition. The record is from RefSeq and is a predicted model, not a curated record. The transcript is spliced from 28 exons. Gene Ontology annotation, molecular function: axon guidance receptor activity; protein binding. Gene Ontology annotation, cellular component: axon; neuronal cell body; plasma membrane.
UGAGGACAAUGAUCGCGGAGUUUGCUCACUUUUACCUCUUUGGAUUAAUAUGUCUCACCUCAGGCUCCCGCCUUCGGCAAGAAGAUUUCCCGCCUCGCAUUGUCGAACACCCUUCUGAUUUAAUUGUUUCGAAAGGAGAGCCAGCGACUUUAAACUGUAAAGCUGAAGGAAGGCCGACCCCAACGAUUGAAUGGUACAAAGGGGGUGAAAGAGUAGAAACAGACAAAGAUGAUCCACGCUCCCACCGGAUGUUGCUGCCCAGCGGAUCUUUAUUUUUCUUACGCAUAGUGCAUGGGCGCAAGAGCAGGCCGGAUGAAGGAGUCUACGUCUGUGUGGCAAGGAAUUACCUUGGGGAAGCUGUAAGUCAUAAUGCAUCGCUGGAGGUUGCAAUUCUGAGGGAUGACUUCAGACAAAAUCCAUCAGAUGUGAUGGUAGCUGUGGGGGAGCCUGCCGUGAUGGAAUGUCAGCCCCCAAGAGGUCACCCAGAGCCCACGAUAUCGUGGAAGAAAGACGGGACCCCUCUAGAUGACAAAGAUGAGAGAAUUACAAUCAGAGGAGGAAAGCUUAUGAUCACAUAUACAAGAAAGAAUGAUGCUGGCAAGUAUGUUUGUGUUGGAACAAAUAUGGUUGGAGAGCGGGAGAGUGAAGUGGCAGAGCUCACUGUUUUAGAAAGACCAUCUUUUGUGAAGAGACCGAGUAAUUUGGCCGUAACUGUGGAUGACAGUGCUGAGUUUAAAUGUGAGGCAAGAGGAGACCCAGUCCCUACAGUAAGAUGGAGGAAAGAUGAUGGAGAAUUACCAAAAACAAGAUACGAAAUCCGCGAUGAUCAUACCUUGAAAAUCCGUAAAGUCGUGGCAGGAGACAUGGGCUCAUAUACUUGUGUUGCAGAGAAUAUGGUUGGAAAAGCUGAAGCAUCAGCAACUCUAACGGUUCAAGAGCCUCCACAGUUUGUUGUAAAGCCUCGCGAUCAGGUAGCUGCACUGGGAAGAACAGUGACUUUCCAGUGUGAAGCAACUGGAAACCCUCAGCCAGCCAUCUUUUGGCGGAGAGAGGGAAGUCAGAAUCUGCUUUUCUCAUACCAGCCCCCUCAGUCAUCCAGUCGUUUUUCAGUUUCCCAGACAGGGGACCUCACUAUCACCAAUGUCCAGAGAUCUGAUGUUGGGUACUAUAUCUGCCAGACUUUAAAUGUGGCAGGAAGUAUCAUAACAAAAGCCUACUUGGAAGUUACUGAUGUGAUUGCAGACCGGCCUCCCCCUGUCAUUCGACAGGGUCCUGUGAAUCAGACUGUAGCUGUGGAUGGUACUUUGGUACUGAACUGCGUGGCCACAGGCACUUUAAUGCCCACUAUCCUCUGGAAAAAGGAUGGAGCCCUGAUGUCGACUCAGGACUCGCGCAUCAAGCAGUUAGAGACAGGAGCGUUACAGAUCCGAUAUGCCAAGCUGGGCGACACUGGUCGGUACACCUGCAUUGCUUCAACCCCAAGUGGCGAAGCUACAUGGAGUGCUUACAUAGAGGUCCAAGAAUUUGGAGUCCCAGUGCAACCACCGAGACCCACUGACCCAAACUUGAUUCCUAGUGCUCCAUCAAAACCUGAGGUUACAGAUGUCAGCAGAAAUACUGUAACAUUGUCAUGGCAACCUAAUUUGAAUUCAGGUGCAACUCCGACCUCUUAUAUAAUUGAGGCCUUCAGCCAUGCAUCUGGUAGCAGCUGGCAAACUGUAGCGGAAAAUGUGAAAACGGAGAGUUUUGCAGUUAAAGGUCUAAAACCUAAUGCAAUUUAUCUAUUCCUUGUGAGGGCAGCUAAUGCAUAUGGACUUAGUGACCCUAGCCAAAUAUCUGAUCCAGUGAAAACUCAAGAUAUUCCACCAACAAGUCAAGGUGUGGAUCACAAGCAGGUCCAGAGAGAACUAGGGGAUGUGGUACUACAUUUACACAACCCUACUAUCCUUUCUUCCUCCUCAAUUGAAGUUCAUUGGACCGUGGACCAGCAAUCCCAGUAUAUUCAAGGAUAUAAAAUUCUGUACCGGCCUAUGCCAGCAUCCUACGGAGAGUCGGAAUGGCUAAUUUUUGAAGUGAGGACUCCAACCAAAAACAGUGUUGUCAUUCCAGAGCUGAAGAAGGGUGUAAGCUAUGAAAUCAAGGCCCGCCCUUUCUUCAAUGAGUUUCAAGGAGCAGACAGUGAAGUGAAAUUUGCCAAAACCCUCGAAGAAGCUCCUAGUGCUCCACCGCAAAGUGUCUCAGUAACUAAAAAUGACGGGAAUGGGACUGCGAUUGUGGUCACCUGGCAGCCGCCCCCCGAGGAUAACCAGAAUGGAAUGGUGCAAGAGUAUAAGGUUUGGUGCCUUGGCAACGAAAGUCGAUACCAUAUAAACAAGACAGUGGAUGGGUCCACCUUUUCUGUAGUCAUCCCCUCCCUAGUUCCUGGUAUUCGAUACAGUGUGGAAGUGGCUGCAAGUACUGGAGCAGGACCAGGAGUGAAAAGUGAUCCACAGUUUAUUCAAUUAGAUUCUCAUGGAAACCCUGUGUCUUCAGAAGAUCAAGUCAGUUUAGCCCAGCAGAUCUCUGAUGUAGUAAAGCAGCCUGCCUUUAUUGCGGGAAUUGGUGCAGCCUGUUGGAUUAUCCUUAUGGUCUUCAGCAUCUGGCUAUAUCGCCACAGGAAGAAGCGAAAUGGACUCACUAGUACUUAUGCUGUAACCUAUCAGAGAGGAGGAGAUGCCGUAAGCAGUGGAGGCAGGCCAGGGCUCCUAAACAUCAGUGAACCAGCCACUCAGCCAUGGCUAGCAGAUACUUGGCCGAACACGGGGAACAAUCACAACGACUGCUCCAUCAACUGCUGCACCUCGGGAAACGGGAACAGCGAUAGCAACCUCACAACGUACAGUCGACCAGCCGAUUGUAUAGCAAAUUACAACAAUCAGCUGGACAACAAGCAAACAAACCUGAUGUUGCCUGAGUCAACUGUGUACGGUGACGUGGACCUAAGCAACAAAAUCAAUGAGAUGAAAACCUUCAAUAGUCCAAAUCUAAAGGAUGGAAGAUUUGUCAGCCAACCUGGCCAGCCCACUCCUUAUGCCACCACUCAACUCAUCCAGUCAAAUAUCAGCAAUAAUGUUAACAGUGGCAGCGGGGAAACGAAUGAGAAACACUGGAAACCCUCUGUUCAGCAAAAGCAAGAGGUUACACCUAUACAGUACAACAUUAUGGAGCAAAACAAAUUAAACAAAGAUUACCGGGUAAAUGACAACAUUGCUCCAACUAUUCCAUACAACCAGUCAUAUGACCAAAAUACAGGUGGAUCCUACAACAGCUCAGAUCGAGGCAGUAGUACAUCUGGGAGUCAAGGGCACAAGAAGGGUGCUCGUACUCCAAAGGCACCCAAGCAAGCUGGCAUGAACUGGGCAGAUCUUCUUCCACCCCCUCCAGCACAUCCCCCUCCCCAUAGCAAUAGUGAAGAUUACAGUCUUUCAGUGGAUGAAAGCUAUGACCAAGAAAUUCCUUGUCCAGUCCCACCUGCAAGGAUGUAUCUGCAGCAGGAUGAGCUAGAGGAAGAGGAAGAAGAUGAGCGAGGUCCUACUCCACCUGUUCGAGGAGCAGCUUCCUCUCCAGCCGCUGUCUCCUAUAGCCACCAGUCAACUGCCACCCUCACCCCCUCUCCCCAGGAAGAACUCCAGCCCAUGUUACAGGACUGUCAGGAGGAUCUGGGACACAUACAACACCAACCUGACCGGAGACGUCAACCUGUGAGUCCUCCGCCCCCUCCAAGGCCUAUUUCUCCACCACAUACCUAUGGAUAUAUCUCAGGCCCCUUGGUCUCUGAUAUGGAUACUGAUGCACCAGAGGAGGAAGAAGAUGAAGCAGAUAUAGAGGUUGCCAAGAUGCAGAACAGAAGACUCCUUUUGCGUGGCCUUGAGCAGACACCUGCCUCAAGUGUUGGGGAUUUGGAGAGCUCUGUAACAGGGUCCAUGAUCAAUGGCUGGGGUUCAGCCUCUGAAGAAGACAACAUCUCAAGUGGACGGUCCAGUGUUAGUUCUUCAGAUGGAUCAUUUUUUACUGAUGCAGAUUUUGCACAGGCUGUUGCAGCAGCCGCAGAAUACGCUGGCCUUAAAGUAGCCAGACGUCAAAUGCAGGAUGCUGCAGGAGGCCGAAGGCAUUUUCAUGCAUCACACUGUCCUAGACCCACCAGCCCUGUGUCUACUGACAGCAACAUGAGUGCUGUUGUAAUACAGAAGGUCCGACCUGCCAAAAAGCAAAAACACCAGCCAGGACAUCUGCGCAGAGAAGUCUACACAGAUGACUUGCCACCCCCUCCCGUGCCACCUCCAGCUAUAAAAUCACCAACCGCCCAGUCCAAAUCGCAGCUGGAGGUGCGGCCCGUCAUGUUGCCAAAACUUGCUUCUAUAGAACCGAGGACAGACAGAUCGGCAGAGAGAAAAGGCGCGAGCUACAAGGGGAGGGAAGGGGUGGACGGGAGACAGCAUUCGGAUGUGCGGACAAGUUCAGGAGAGCGGAGAGAAUCACAGGAACAGCAAAAUGACGGGAAGCUGCGAGGAAAUAAAGCACCAAAACGGGAUGGCACACCAGCAAAAACUCAUCUUCUUCAAGAGGACAUCCUGCCAUAUUCUAGACCAACAUUUCCAACAUCAAAUAAUCCCAGAGAUCCCAGCUCUUCCAGCUCUAUGUCAUCAAGAGGAUCAGGAGGUAGACAGAGAGCAGAUCAAGCAAACAUAGCCCGGAGGAAUGUUGCAGAAAUGCAAGUACUGGGAGCGUAUGAACAAGGAGAAGAAGAAGAAGAAGAGCUGGAGGAAACAGAAAGCUGAAGACAACAUGAGAAGUACUGUAACAGGCUUUUAAAAUCUAAUCAGAAAAAAAAAUCACUUAAGAUGCCUCAAGUCUGAUGAUAUUUGACGCCAGAAAUAAUCUUCAGUGCAAUCAGAGUGUACAAUUUUUCCUUUUUUCUUUCUGCCAUCAGAAUGCUAGUUUUUAUUUUUACUAUUUCUUUGUAAACCCUCCUUAUUAGGAAUGGCCCUUGCCUCUUCCAUAACGUUAAGUGCGUCACCUUCACUGCCCAAGAAGGCAGGUAAGCUGCUCUUCAUGGUGCUUAAACCAGCUGCUGCUUCAGGAUUAGAAGAGGAGGGGAUUGCAAAAGCUGGAAUCCCUACAUUUCACCCCAAAAAAGCAGUGCACAGUACACCGCUCGUACACUAAUGAACCAAUCUAUAAUGUUACAUACAGCAUUGGGUAAAAAGUUGCAUAAAGUGAACAUCACGCAGAGUACUCUUAUUAUAGCAAUUUUCCUGUAGUCUGCAGUUAGUGCAAAUGGUAUCUUGCAGUUUCAAUACAGACUGUAUUUUGUUUUGUGCCAGUCUCUUGUUAACCUUUUGCAGAAGCAACAGUUUUACAGAUGCAGCUAGAAUCAAUUUGGGGUGAGGUGGCUUUUAUUGUAAAUAUGUACUCAUUUUAAAUCCCUUGUGGAACUUUAAUUUGUCUUUCCAUUUUUGUCAUUACGUACAUUCUUAUUAAAAAUGUCCUUUGGGAUAGGCAGGUAGCAAGCCGAUAUAAACGCUAUUUGUCUAAUCAGGGUGUGAAGAAGUCUAUCUGAAACUUGUUCUAAUUUUCAGCCUCAGUAAUGCUUAUAAAAAUAAGCAAGGAAAUCAAUGGACAUUUUUAAUAACUAUUGGAUAAUAUCAUUAACUGUUACUGGCCCAAAUCUCAGACCUCUACUUGUCUCAAUUCACCUUAAAGAAGAAGUGCCACUUAAAGAAGUUUUGUUUGAUCUUGGGGGUUAUUUUUUUUGUAAUGCACUGCUUAUCUUUUUUUUUUUUUUUUUUUUUUUUUUGGUUUUAAAAGCACAAUCACUAAACUUUGUUUGUAAACCAUUGUAACUAUUAACCUUUUUUGUCUUAUUGAAAAUGUUAAGCAUUUGUUUGGGGUAUUUUUCAUCUUUUUGUUAAUGCUCUAUGUUUGUAUUUGGAGUAUUUGAAUGAUGACAGAUGGUAAAGUAACAAACCUAAAUGUGGGCCAUAAUCAGAACACUUCUCACUUUUCCUGGACUUACAGAAAAUUCUCAAUUUUGCUGUGGCCUCUCUCAACAUUGGAUUUUCCUUAAAGCUGAAAUAGAGGCAUUAGUUGCAUUGAAUUUGCCAAAUUAUGUCCUCUGUCUGUAGAUUUUAUGAUCUUUUUUGUAAUUAUAAAAUUUCUUUGUCAUUGGUGCUAAUGGAAAAUUGUGUGUUUGUUUAUGGACAGCUAUCAGGACUAGCCCCAAUGGAGAAAAAAAAGAAGAAAAAAAAAGUGUUUUGGUGUUUUCCGAAGACUGAAAUUUUUCAUUUAGCUAAUUUUUAAAGAACGGUUACAUAGAAAGGGUGUGCAGUACUAAAGGAACAAUCCAUGUGAUUAAUGUUUUCAUUAUGUUCAUGUAAGAAACCUCAUAUUUUAGCCAUAAUUUUGCAUACUGAAGAUCCAAUAACCAGAAAAGUAAUUU